This is a messenger RNA of Dissoconium aciculare CBS 342.82, 1200 nucleotides long. RefSeq lists its product as uncharacterized. NCBI's taxonomy places the organism in Eukaryota, Fungi, Ascomycota, Dothideomycetes, Mycosphaerellales, Dissoconiaceae. The transcript has 2 exons. The record is from RefSeq and is a predicted model, not a curated record. Bases 252 to 809 code for a protein of 185 amino acids.
CAGAGACCUCGGCGUGAAAACCGAAUCGUCGGGAAGGUUGCCCGAGCAGUGGUUCCGCGGACCGCCUGCGAUCCCAGGCUCCGUGAUCACAACACUCAUAAUCGUGUCCAGAUGCACACUGCGGUUGAAGUGGUUGACAGACCGAGGCAGAUCCAUACGUAUAUACCUCGAGGAGAGGACGCGAUUGAACCAGCAGAGAAGCCAGAAAAAAACCAUCGAAAACCCAUCAAUAUCUUCGUCACAGAUUGAGGAUGCCGCAACCACGUCAUGCAUCGGUGCUCCCGCCCGUGUAUCGCACACUGUUCUUAUUUCUCGAGCCAUCUAUAAUCCUCGUCGCGAUGCUAUCAAUCAUCCUCUCUCCCGCAGACCACUAUCAAUCCCUGGCACCGCGACACAGUCAAAGCUGGUUCUUCACGCCCGUGCAGCAGCUCGGUGUAUGCGAUCCGGCAGCCGUCCGGAACACUCCACAGGUCCGAUCGCUGCUUUACCAAUACAUGUCCGCUUUCACCUUCAGCGCCAUCGUCGAGCCGCUGACCCUAUACGUCGCCAUCCAUCAUUUGGAGACCACACGGGACGCAUACCUGGUCGUGAGGGCGAUCUUGAUCUCAUUCUCCGCGUUCGACGUCUUACAUGCACUGGCGACGGUGAGUGUGACGGGCUUGGCGACGGUCCUCCCCGGUCUGGAGGAUUCUAAACAUCUGGAUCUCUAUGCGUCAAUCAAUUUCUGGGUCCCGCUUGCAUGGCUACUUGUUCGAAGUCUCUGGUUUGCGGGAGUUGGACGGACGUCUGUCAAAGUCAAAAGUGGCUAGGACUGGAGACGCCCAUGUGCUUGAUAUGCUGUGCGGGAUGCGAUUGUGGUCAAGGAUACGGGAAGGCCCAAGAUCAUCGUACUGCUGAUGAUCCAGACUCGGCGUGGCAUGUCAAGGGCAGAGUAUAAAAUUAAAAGUCGGCACGGUUUUAAUUGCGACUGUCGUUCUAUUUCUCCCCUUUGGGCAGGUGCAAGAUGUGCUCAAUCCGGAACAAGUACAGACUGUACCUGUGACCCACCGUGUUCACGAGUCCUGACCUUUCGAGGCUGGAGUCGGAUCAUGGCUGCGAUGAAUCCGGAGUCUUCUGUACAACUUGCCGCCUAUAUGUCAUGUGAAAAUGAAUCGGGCGUCAAGUUUGUCAUCUCGAGACAGACAAUACCUGAUCUUCCAU